UAACCUCGUUGUUUACGUUCCAUAAUUUUACCUUGUCGUUUAAGGAUUAAUAACAAUAGGGAAGGCUGCAAUCUCGUGAAACGAAGUCGUACCCGUGUCAAGCCAGAAAAUUGUCGAUAUAAAUAAUGACAAUAUCUUCGUGCAUGUACGCGAGCCUUCAGUUCUGUCUGAUUGUGCUUUUCUCAUUAAAAAAAAAAAAAAACAUUUCGGAUUAAUUUUUAUUUCGCCAAAUUAGUCGAUUAAUCGUGGUUUCCAGCAUUGAUAAAUCUGUCGUUGCUCGCAAUAAAAUCAAAUAAAAAUUACGCAUGACUCGAACAGACGCAGCGUCGUGCAGCUGUUGAAUGUCGGAGGAGAGGCACAACUUGAUCCUCCGCAGAAGAUCCGAGAGAAGUUGUACCUGCGGAUGGGAGGUAAAGUUUGGUUACGGCGUGGCUUUCACGCUGGCCGUCUUCGAGGCGAAACGCCUCCUCGUGUUCGCCUUGGAGAUAUUUGCGGAGUGGCAGGUGAUCCGUUUCGCAGGUGGUUUCCAGCCGGUUGCUCUCACCUUGACGGACGUGACUCUGGGAUUACCAUGUGCCCUUAUAACUGUACGCACCAUACGCAGGGGCAGACCGAAUUCGCGCUCGAAGAGCCACGUGCGAACUAAGCGAGCGUUGAGAUGUCUUCUGGUGGCGGUGGUUCUUUGCGCCGCUAUGAACACUGCGACCUUAGCUUCGAUAGGAUACCACAUCAGUAUGAGGCGAGAGACGCUGGUCGACGUCUUCAACGCCUCUAUGCGACUGUACGUCAGCGUGGCGUCUUACAAAUAUGCGAUUGACGAGAUUCAAUUUGCGCUGCAGUGCUGCGGUCACACCUCUUACACCGACUGGUUCCGCUUCGACUGGCAGAAGACGGAUUACGCAUCUGGAGAGGAGAUGACAGUACAGGACGGAAUCUCGGACGAGGACUACAGAGAUCGCGGAGUCCCCUUUAGCUGCUGCAAUCUGCACGCGAUGGGACCGUGUACGCACACGGAGAUGACGGAUGACGAAACGAUAAACGUGAACGGUUGCGCGGAAGUCAUCAGCCCCAUUCUUCUCAGGAUCGUCAUAGUCGCUUAUGUCAUGACUAGCACUUUAAUCGUCACUCAAGUGCUAUUAGCCUUCUUAAUCGCCAGAAUGACCAGUAAAUUCUUGCCUCUUCCAUCGUCUUUUCCUCGCGCGAGACGAUCGAUCGCGCCGUUCACCAUUAUAAACACACUCCCAAGGACCUACGUGCCACGGUUUUCCUCGAUGAAGAAAUCCGCCUGGUACAGGAGACCAACAAACGCCCGUCCAUCAUCGACGAACGAUGCCUGCAUCAAGGAAAACCGGAAAGCUAAGCCGCCCGCGGCGAGGUGCAGUUGUCCUAAUUUGAAUCGCUGUAAUACCUGGGAUGUCGCGAAGAUUAAGCCGAGCGUUCACGAGGAGCACAGAGUAUCCGUGAAACGCCUUCGCAGCAAGCACGUGCGUUGAAAUUCCUUUGUGCUAAUUAUCUGCAGAU
Messenger RNA from Odontomachus brunneus, 1521 nucleotides. Its product is annotated as RDS/peripherin-like protein xRDS35. The transcript is spliced from 5 exons. The record is from RefSeq and is a predicted model, not a curated record. Lineage: Eukaryota; Metazoa; Arthropoda; Insecta; Hymenoptera; Formicidae. Gene Ontology annotation, cellular component: membrane. The coding region runs from base 342 to 1493 and encodes 383 amino acids.